Aspergillus pseudotamarii is the source of this 2429-nucleotide messenger RNA. Its product is annotated as rRNA-processing protein PWP1. The coding region runs from base 604 to 1878 and encodes 424 amino acids. The transcript has a single exon. NCBI's taxonomy places the organism in Eukaryota, Fungi, Ascomycota, Eurotiomycetes, Eurotiales, Aspergillaceae. Gene Ontology annotation, cellular component: nucleus. Gene Ontology annotation, biological process: rRNA processing. The record is from RefSeq and is a predicted model, not a curated record. Gene Ontology annotation, molecular function: protein binding.
CGCAAGACUCUUUUCUUGUGGAUUAUAUUGACACUGGUUUGAUCAGGUCAAUUUCAAUGAUACUUCUUUUUUUUUUACGGAAUUUAAAAAGAAAAAGUUUUUGAAUAUUUUCUAUAUUGAAUAGAUUUGAUUGCCUCCUUACGACCUUAAAAAGUUUGACGAUUUUGGAUUCUGUUUUCUUUAUAAUUGCCUUUUCACGAUGUCUUCUAUGAUUACAACUACCUCCUGGGUGCGACGGGGUGUCGCUGCCCAGAUGCCGACUAAGUAUGAGAUUGAUGAAGAGGAGAUGAAUCGGAUAUCGACUCUCGCGAAGAUGCAGCUUGAGGAUGCUCAGAGUGAUCUGAAGGCUGCUCAGGAUGGGGACGAGGAUGAGGGCGAUGAUGAUGAGGCUAUGGAGGAGGAUGACAAGAAGGAUGUGAUGGAGGAGGAUUCGGGGAAGAAGACCGAGGCGGCCACUGCUGAGUAUGUCUGGAUGUUCUUCGGCCUGCGUGGGUUUGAUUGGAUGGUUCAAGCUGACCUAGCUAUAGCGACGACGACUUGAAGGAAUAUGAUCUCGACCAUUACGACAGUGAUGAGGUCGAUGAGGAUGGCGAGAAGACUACCAUGUUCGGCAAUGUCAAGUCGCUUGCUUACCACCAGCCUAACGAGGAGGAUCCGUACCUGGUGAUGCCACCGGAGGAGGAUGAUGAAGAGAGAGAGGAACUGCAGAUUCUUCCAACUGAUAACUUGGUACUUGCGGGCAAGGUGGAGGAUGAAGUCGCGCAUCUUGAGGUCUACGUCUACGAGGAUCAGGACGCCAAUCUCUACGUGCACCAUGACAUCAUGCUGCCGGCCAUUCCUCUCUGCACUGAAUGGUUGGACAUGCCCGUUGGAAAGACCGCCGAGGGCCGCACUACAGGAAACUUCGUGGCUGUUGGAACGAUGGAGCCUGAUAUCGAGAUCUGGGAUCUGGACAUUGUGGACUGCAUGUACCCCAACGCUAUCCUCGGCCAGGGUGGUGAAGGUGAAGCCAAGAAGCCAAAGAAGAAGAAGACCAAGGCGAACGACGAGUUCCACGUCGACGCGGUGCUCGCGUUGGCUGCGAACCGGCAACAUCGCAACCUCCUUGCCUCAGCCUCGGCCGAUCGAACGGUUAAACUUUGGGAUCUCAACACCACUAAAUGCGCCAAGUCUUACGCCCACCACACCGACAAGGUGUGCUCCUUGGACUGGCACCCGAAGGAAUCUACCGUCUUGCUGAGUGGCAGCUACGACCGCACUGUGGUGGCCGCGGACAUGAGAGCCCCCGACUCCAAGGCCCGGUGGGGUGUAGACACAGACGUCGAGAACGUGCGCUGGGAUACACACGAUCCCAACUACUUCUACGUGACGACGGACGGCGGUAUGGUCUAUCGCUACGAUGUGCGAAACGUCCCCGCCAACCCUAAGGAUUCGAAACCAGUGUGGUCCCUGCAGGCGCACGACGACUCGGUGUCAGCUUUCGACAUUAACUCCUCCAUCCCGGGUUUCCUGGUCACCGGUAGCACCGACAAGCAGGUCAAACUGUGGAACGUCGAGAACGACAAGCCUAGCAUGGUCGUCUCACGCAAACUGGAAGUGGGCAAAGUUUUCUCGACUACAUUCGCCCCCGAUCCGGAGGUCAGCUUCCGACUGGCCGUAGCCGGCAGCAAGGGCGUUGUGCAGAUCUGGGACACUUCCACCAACGCCGCAGUCCGCCGGGCUUUCGUGUCGCGGAUGCCCAGUCUGGAAGGUGAGGUGCAGGAGCGCACAGUCGGUGUGCAGGCGGACCAGAAUGAGUCAGAUGAAGAAGAUGCCGCCCAGGAGGUUGGUGUGGCCGCCGGUGGUGCGGAUGGCUGGGAGUCGAUGGACGAAGACUGAGGUCUUAGAAACGGGGAAGGAUAUCCUAAGCAAGGAGCCUAUUGUGUGCACAUUGCGUCAGUAUAGAAAGCUUCUUUGUCCGUUCUAUGUGUAUAGUCCUGUUUGCCUUCCAUCUGACAUGCAAUGAAAACGUUGAUACCCGGUUUGGUUUAAAUUGCAACUGAAUGGUGAUCGAAAUUGGGAACGGAGGACAUGUCCGUACACGGUAAUGAUCGACCAGAUCCUGGUCGAAAACGGUCCUAGUGUGAAACGGCUCGUCUAGCCAAUCAGAUCCGCUUUUUAAUUUGGAGUUACAAUUUUCCAGAGUAAAGCCGACAAUAAGUUACUUAAGUAAACCCGGGAAUUGGCGAUGGAUGUCACGGUAUCGCUUAGCGAUGGGGAGAGGGGACAACGUGAUACGGGAGGCAUGGAAACAAAGAAAAAAUUGAUAUAGUUCACAAUAUGCAAGUGACAGGUAGAAUUACAAUAUCAGUUAUUGCUUUUGCUAUUCACUUUCAUUAUGUACUACUUAGUACUACCAGGAUCAUCUGCAAAUCCCACAUGGGAAGAAA